This is a messenger RNA of Perkinsus marinus ATCC 50983, 384 nucleotides long. RefSeq lists its product as hypothetical. Bases 1 to 384 code for a protein of 127 amino acids. The record is from RefSeq and is a predicted model, not a curated record. The transcript is spliced from 3 exons. Lineage: Eukaryota; Perkinsozoa; Perkinsida; Perkinsidae.
AUGCACUUGUUCAAAAGCGUUUUCGCUACCCUCAUAGUAGAGCUUUUCACUCUACAACGUCUCGGGUCCACCCUAAGCGAUGAUGCUCCUUGGAGAGACGGCCUCAAAGUUUCCCACCAAGUCGACGGUUUAAUCUGCCAGCUCGAAUCCACUGAUUACGUACUUGCGGUCAACCUUAAUACGGCUGAGAUUCUCGUUGAAAUCCCAGACGAACGCCCUAUAAAGACUGAGAUCGCCUUUCCUGACGACUCUCCAACUGAUGGUGAUGAAGAACGCUGCAUUGACGCGAUUAAUAACCUCGAGGGCGACAUUGAAGACUCAGACACCAUUCAAACGGUCGUUCAGACUACUUAUGCUGGUCUUACCACCACAGACCUCCAAUAG